AUGCGAAUCGUGGGGAAAGGGAAAGCUAACAUACUUGUAGCCCUAGAGGAAGAAGCUAUAUUGUACCGGAUAUGUAUCAGGUUUUCAAAUUCUUUGCUCAAGGGGAAUGAAUAUACCCUAAAGAACUACCAGUACAUCUAUCAGAAAGUAGAGCCUUUGUUGGGGGAUCUACUAUGUAAUUUCAGCCUAUCCGAAUUGCAACUAACCCCAAAACUACAGCAACUGUUGCACGAUUAUGUGUCCGGUUCAACUUGUAACAACAAAGUGUUUGCGUUUUCGAUGCCUAAUUUUAAGUCGGCAUCGAUGUACCCCCUCGUGUUGUUCAGUGACCAUUUCACAAGUUUGUACAGCAAUGUCCAGCACACCAAGUUGGUUCUGGAAAUGAAACCAAAAUGGUUAUAUAAUCCGACUAGGUACUGCAGAAACUGCACUGCAAACAGAUUUAAGGGUCGGGACGAUAUGUCAUAUUGCUAUUCUAAGUUACUGCGGGAUAGCGAGCAUUUAUUUCAUGUAAUAGGAUCUCAUACCCUGCCCAGAUGGCUUGUUUUGAGGAUGUGCCAGUAUUUUCGGACUCGAGAUAAUGUUUUACAGGUCCUCCAUGAUAUCCAGAAAAAGCUAUAUUGCAAAGGGGAUAUGAUUGAUUUACCAUUAUUGAUGACGUUAAGGGAUGUUACGUGUUUUGUUUCCUGGGACUUCUCCCAAUCUGAUGCUGCGUCUGAUGUUAAUAUUGUGGAUGUUGACCUGAAACCCGAAGAGAAAAGAGACUUCUGGAAUAAAACGCAAAUGGAGCUAGAUAGUUUUGAAAACAAAUGUUACCAUGAUUAUUGA
Molecule: messenger RNA, 828 nt
Organism: Huiozyma naganishii CBS 8797
Lineage: Eukaryota; Fungi; Ascomycota; Saccharomycetes; Saccharomycetales; Saccharomycetaceae
Gene: IPK1
Product: inositol pentakisphosphate 2-kinase
Exons: 1
Coding region: 1-828 (275 amino acids)
Source: RefSeq, a predicted model, not a curated record